CCAAAAUAAAUAAAAAGAAUUUCUAAAAACAAACAAAAAACCCGAAGUCCUUGCACAAACAUAAAAUGGGUGUAUGUAGCUGGUCUUUUGACAAUUUUGUUGAUGAAAGGAGAAAGGAAAUGGUAAUGUCAGAGGGAAAGAUCAGGGAUUCAUCCCACCCUUACAGUGAAAUAACCUGUGCUCUUUUCAGUUACCUUAAGGACAGGGUGAUGGGACAACACCCUCCCUCCUUUUGGGUAUAUGACCUCCAGAAAAUCAAGCUGAAGGGCUGGAUAUGGGAGAGGGAUACGACCUUCGGCUGCUGCUGGGUUGCGGUGGGCCAGCCAGACACUGCCAGGAUAGGUGUGAGGACACAUAUAUCUUUAAGAGGAAAGACCAGAGCGCAAACUGGCUGGACUCAGGUAGUCCUGGGUUUGAAUCCUGUCUCUGUCACCACCUAGCUAGAUGACCUUGAGCAACUUACUUAACCUGAACACCCAGUUCGUCAUCUGUAAAAUGGAAACAACCAUGCCUACCUUUCAAGGUGGUUUUGAGGAUUACAGACAAGUGUCUGCAACACAAUAGGUAGUCGUAAAUGGGUGCCAUUAUGUGGCCCAGCCCCUCGCGAUGGGACCGAACGGCUAACGGACAGGUCAGAAUCUCAGGGCAGGGAGAGCUCCCGCGGCCUCCUCCCUCCAGGAGGUGGGGACAAGGUGGAGGAAGGGCUGCGGGAGGAGGAGCUGGCGCGCGUCGCGACCCGCCCCGUCCCGUCCAGUCUGGCCUGGGCGCUGAAGGAACUGCGGUCCUAGCCGCUGCCACCCAACAGCCUGUCCUGGGUGUCCCGUGCCCUGCGCCCAUCCAGUCAUGACCCUGCGCCCCUCACUUCUCCCGCUCCGUGUGCUGCUGCUGCUGCCGCUGCUGCUCAGUGGGGCGGUGUGCCGGGCUGAGGCUGGGUUCGAAACCGAAAGUCCCGUCCGGAUCCUCCAAGUAGAGACCCUGGUGGAGCCCCCGGAACCGUGUGCUGAGCCUGCUGCCUUUGGAGACACGCUUCACAUACACUACUCGGGCAGCUUGGUAGAUGGACGCAUCUUUGACACUUCUCUGACCAGAGAUCCUCUGGUUAUAGAACUUGGCCAAAAGCAGGUGAUACCAGGUCUGGAGCAGAGCCUUCUAGACAUGUGUGUGGGAGAGAAGCGAAGGGUAAUCGUUCCUUCUCACUUGGCCUAUGGAAAACGGGGAUUUCCGCCAUCUAUCCCAGCGGAUGCAGAGCUGCAUUUUGACGUGGAGCUCAUUGCACUGAUCCGAGCCAACUACUGGCAAAAGCUGGUGAAGGGCAUUUUGCCUCUGGUAGGCAUGGCCAUGGUGCCAACCCUCCUGGGCCUCAUUGGGUAUCACCUAUACAAAAAGGCCAGCAGACCUAAAGUCUCCAAAAAGAAGCUCAAGGAAGAGAAAAGAAACAAGAGCAAAAAGAAAUAAAAAAUAAGUUUUUAAAAUCUU
Molecule: messenger RNA, 1476 nt
Organism: Aethalodelphis obliquidens (Pacific white-sided dolphin)
Lineage: Eukaryota; Metazoa; Chordata; Mammalia; Artiodactyla; Delphinidae
Gene: FKBP11
Product: FKBP prolyl isomerase 11
Exons: 6
Coding region: 844-1455 (203 amino acids)
Biological process (GO): protein peptidyl-prolyl isomerization
Cellular component (GO): endoplasmic reticulum
Molecular function (GO): peptidyl-prolyl cis-trans isomerase activity
Source: RefSeq, a predicted model, not a curated record